Messenger RNA from Fonsecaea pedrosoi CBS 271.37, 528 nucleotides. RefSeq lists its product as uncharacterized. Gene Ontology annotation, biological process: protein insertion into mitochondrial inner membrane. Gene Ontology annotation, cellular component: TIM22 mitochondrial import inner membrane insertion complex. Lineage: Eukaryota; Fungi; Ascomycota; Eurotiomycetes; Chaetothyriales; Herpotrichiellaceae. Bases 1 to 528 code for a protein of 175 amino acids. Gene Ontology annotation, molecular function: transmembrane protein transporter activity. The record is from RefSeq and is a predicted model, not a curated record. The transcript is spliced from 3 exons.
AUGGCGUUCCCAGGCGCAUUCGGCGGACCGGGGAUGAGCGGCGGAGCAGGAGGAAACGCAGGCUUGAGCGAGCAGGAGCAGCAGAUGGUGAAGAUGAUGCAAAAAGGAAUGGAAUCCUGCGUCGCCAAAUCAGCUCUGGCAGGUGGAAUGGGUUUCGUUCUCGGCGGCGCCUUUGGCCUGUUCAUGUCGAGUAUGGCCUACGACACUCCCUUAUCGCCUCAGGGCCAGCAAAUAACCAACCUCCCGGUCCGCGAACAACUCCGGCGAGGCCUCAAAGACAUGGGUUCGAAAUCAUACUCGUCGGCCAAGAACUUCGCCCUCAUCGGGGCGCUUUACAGUGGCACAGAGUGCUGCAUAGAAGGCUUCCGAGCCAAGAGUGAUCUCUCGAACAGCGUCUCUGCCGGCUGCAUAACGGGCGGGAUAUUGGCGCACAAAGCAGGGCCCCAGGCUGCUGCGCUCGGGUGUGCUGGCUUCGCAGCAUUCAGUGCGGCCAUUGAUGCGUACAUGCGCAUGCCGGAGAGCGACUGA